Cutaneotrichosporon cavernicola is the source of this 1224-nucleotide messenger RNA. RefSeq lists its product as uncharacterized. Gene Ontology annotation, biological process: DNA repair. The record is from RefSeq and is a predicted model, not a curated record. Bases 1 to 1224 code for a protein of 407 amino acids. NCBI's taxonomy places the organism in Eukaryota, Fungi, Basidiomycota, Tremellomycetes, Trichosporonales, Trichosporonaceae. Gene Ontology annotation, molecular function: ATP-dependent polydeoxyribonucleotide 5'-hydroxyl-kinase activity; double-stranded DNA binding; polynucleotide 3'-phosphatase activity. The transcript has 7 exons.
AUGAGUAAACGCAAGUUGACAGAGUCAACAGCCGAGCCUCCAGCCAAGAAGGUCCACUCGUUCUUCACUGGUAACCUGACCCCUGGCUCAUUUGAUGACUCGAUACCUUCCCUCGUUCAUUUCUUCCACCUCGAUCCACUCAAGGCAGAGCCACCAUCUGAACCGAUUCAGAUCGUCCUGUAUGAUCUCGAUGGUACGCUUAUUACAACGCGAUCUGGAAAGACCUUCCCCAAGGGAAGCGAUGACUGGAAGUGGUGGGACGACUCAGUGCCCAACCGCCUGAAGCAGGACCACAAGGACGGGAAGCACGUUAUCGUCCUAAGUAAUCAGGCGUUCAAGGGGCCCAAAGUUCGGAGGGAGUGGCGGGGGAAGCUCCCGUUGAUCGCGGCGAAGCUGUCCAACAUCCCUUUGCGUGUACUCGCUGCACUGGAGAAGGACGUAUACCGUAAACCGAGGACCGGCAUGAUCGGCCUCCUCCGUGAGCUGUAUCAGGACAACGGAUGGACAGUAGACUGGAGCAAUGCAGUUUACGUUGGCGAUGCAGCCGGACGGAAAGGAGACCACAGCAACACCGACUUCACAAUGGCGCUGAAUGCUGGGAUCAAGUUUGUUACACCAGAGGAGCACUUUCUUGGCCGUCCUCCAGCAUACCCAAACCCCCCAAUCUCGUUCCGGCCACGAAGUAUAGAAGAUCUUGACUCUUUGCCCCUCGUUAUGCCGUCAAGCACGCCUAUCGCGCGGGACAAGAAGGAGAUUGUAAUCUUCGUCGGACCACCUGCAGCUGGCAAGACCUCAUUCUACCGCCGCUACUUCUCCGACUACGAGCACGUCAACCAAGACACUCUCAAGACCAAGGAAAAAUGCAUCCUUGUGGCCCGUGAGCAUCUCCUCGGCGGCCGCCGCGUCGUUGUCGACAAUACCAACCGCGAUGUCGCAACGCGCAAGCUCUGGCUUAACUUGGCACGGGAAGUCGAUGCGCCCAUCCGCAUCUUCCACUUUGCCUGCCCCGUCGACCUGGCCCGUCACAACAACCGAUACCGCGCGUUCUUUGCUCCUAAGGACGAGCCCAAGCGGGAGAUCCUGCCAGAGUCCGCGUUUGCCUCAUACAAGAGUGGCUUUGAGCCUCCAACGCUGAAGGAAGGCUUUGACGAACUGCGAACUGUCAACUUCGUCUGGGACGGGACUGAUGAACAACGCAUACUCUGGGACCAAUACCUCGCGUGA